Molecule: messenger RNA, 912 nt
Organism: Centruroides sculpturatus (bark scorpion)
Lineage: Eukaryota; Metazoa; Arthropoda; Arachnida; Scorpiones; Buthidae
Product: general transcription factor II-I repeat domain-containing protein 2-like
Exons: 2
Coding region: 1-912 (303 amino acids)
Source: RefSeq, a predicted model, not a curated record
AUGGUGUUUAACGAUUGCAAAGUGAAAGAAGAUAUACUAUCAGUUUUGCCACUUCAAGGAAAUACACGUGGAAAGGACAUAUACAAAGUUAUUAAAAACUACAUUAAAGAAAUUAAUCUGCCCCUUCAAAACCUUGUGUCCAUAACAACUGAUGGAGCACCUGCUAUGAUUGGUUCUGGUGUUGUCUUCAUCACAUUAUGUAAGAAUGAUGCUGAGUUUUCAAAUUUUGUUCAUUAUCACUGCAUCAUCCAUCAACAGGCGUUAUGUACAAAGGUGUUGCAUUAUGAACAUGUCAUGAAAGUUGUAAAAAUUGUAAAUUCUAUUCGAGCCAGACCACUUCAGAGCAGAUUAUUUAAAAUACUGACUGAUGAACUUGAUGCUGAGUAUGGAACUUUAAUGUUACAUUCUGAAGUUAGAUGGCUUAGUAAGGGAAAAGUCUUACAACGAUUUGUAGAUCUUCUACCAGAGAUAAAACUGUUUGUAGAAUCCAGAGAUGAAACUUAUGAAGAACUUAAUGGUCAUGUCUGGUUGUCAGAUUUAUCCUUUCUUACUGAUAUAACAGCCAAAAUUAAUAAACUCAAUCUUGAACUUGAAGGGGAACAAAGAACUCUUUUUCAAUUAAUAGGAAGUGUAAAUGCAUUUCAGUCAAAAUUAAAUUUGUGGAUAUCCCAAAUUAAAGGAUGUAACUUCAGCCAUUUUCCAAAUUUACAGAAUUAUAUUCAUAAAUAUAAGAAAAUUGAAUCAGAUAAAUAUUCCGAAAAUCUUGCUGAACUUAAAAAUAAUUUCGAAAUUAGAUUUUCUGAUUUUCCGGGUAAUUACGGGGGGAUUGAUUGGAGGGGAAAAGCCGCAGGUCGUAAAGCGAGGUACAGAUGUGUAUGGAGGAAGAAUGAUAGUUCUAAAGGAAGAGGAUAG